AUGAAUCGCAAUCCAGCUCCACGAGUCGUUGCUCUACCGCCAGAAGCCGAUGAAGCAUUUCCAGAAGCCGCUCCUCCUGCACUUCCAUUUCCUCGCCCAACAAUGAAGCACAUUAUACACUAUUCAGUUCUGAAUUACAAUAUUAACCCAACUAAACAACUCGUAUUGAUCCGGACGGGUAACUUAGAAAUAUACAUGCAUAAAGAACACCGGCGAUUUGUUCCCAUAAAAUAUGACACACGGGAGCCAUAUGCCGAAGAUAUCCUCCUUCCAUUGGGCAUGACGAACAAUUUUGCCAGAUGGACACCCGCAGACGUCAAUAGCUGGGCCGAUUUGAUCAUCCCUAAUCGGCGAGAAUACCAAGAAUUCAUUAGUUACGAACUAAAUGGUCUUCAAGUCUACAAUAUCGUCACAAACCAAGGUGCAGCGGGAGAAACCUACCUCAGAACUCUCUCCGCGGAACGUUACGUCGAUGUUAACAUUGCGUCUACAAGAAUCGGAAGACUUCCAGAGCGAGUUCUUUUUGCAUUGACCAUCCAUUUCAACAGACUCUUCAAUCUUCUACACGGUUUUCGAUGA
Caenorhabditis briggsae is the source of this 579-nucleotide messenger RNA. The coding region runs from base 1 to 579 and encodes 192 amino acids. Lineage: Eukaryota; Metazoa; Nematoda; Chromadorea; Rhabditida; Rhabditidae. The record is from RefSeq and is a predicted model, not a curated record. The transcript is spliced from 3 exons.